Messenger RNA from Oncorhynchus keta (chum salmon), 2601 nucleotides. It is a transcript of the gene zc3hc1, whose product is annotated as zinc finger, C3HC-type containing 1. Lineage: Eukaryota; Metazoa; Chordata; Actinopteri; Salmoniformes; Salmonidae. The transcript has 10 exons. Gene Ontology annotation, cellular component: nucleus. Gene Ontology annotation, molecular function: zinc ion binding. The record is from RefSeq and is a predicted model, not a curated record. Bases 66 to 1625 code for a protein of 519 amino acids.
CCCAAGCGGAACAGAUAGCGUUCCUCUUUCAGGGGGGAAGAUUUAGCAUCUAGCACCGACCGAUCAUGGCGGCCCUUGGCAGUCGUGGAAAUCGUCUUGACAAUUCUCCUAACAGACAAUUAAAAUCUGUUUUAGCAACUCCAGAGAAAGUUCGUGAACUUCUCAACGCAGGUGUGUUGUCGGAUGAAAACAGAUCAACUGGUGUUCAGGGGGAGCUGGAUAAGGUGGCACCAAACGGCAACAGUCAAGUUCCUUGUGAAGCGUCUAACAAAGAAGCCUUUUUCACAAGAGUGGAGUCCUACUCUUGUCUGAGAUGGGCAGGAAAGCCCCGGACUCUCUCCCCCCUGAAGUGUGCCAGCUAUGGCUGGAUCAACGUGGGCUGUGACAUGUUGAAAUGUUCAAGUUGCCAGGCUUUCCUCUGUGCAUCACUACAACCAACCCUGGACUUCCAGAAAUAUGAUUCCCGGAUAGCAGAGAUAACUAGACAACUAGAGACACAGCAUGAGAAGUUUUGUCCAUGGCCAGACUUUCCAUGCCCAGACCGGUUCUGGCUUGUCCCGGCGAACGAGCCAUCAGUGCUGCUCAGUGCUUUCCUGCUGCGCUUUCACACCACCUGUCUCCUGGAGCAGCAGCUACCUGCCAUGAAGCCAGAACAACUUAAAACCAUGUCUUUGACGGAGGAUGUGAUUAGCACUCUACUGCAGUUGAUUGAGGAUGAACAGAAGAAGCAGGGCAGGUCCCCUCUGAAGUCCACCUCUGAUGCCCUGGCUGUCCAGGUGGCUGCCUGCAUCGUGGCCCUCUGUGGCUGGACUGGAAGGUUUGUUUCCACCUUCUCCUCUUGCUGUUUUUGCAGCCCAGCUCUGCACGCCACGAGCCUACCCCUCCUCACCUGCUCCUUCUGCAUGCGCAAAGUGGGUCUGUGGAACUUCCACCAGAUGGAGGGAACGGGAAAAGAGGUAGAGGGAGACGUCCCAAAGUCCCCCACCACCCCGACGUCAUCUACACCCCUGCCUGCACCCGAGGCCCAGGGGGACAGGAAGACUCCCACCUCGCCCUCACCUUCUCCUACUCCCUACCGCAGGGGGCUGCGGAGCCAGGACAAGACCAGAGGCUCAGAACAGCCUGUGGGCAAUCCGUCCCCCAUGGUGGUCCGCACCCGCAGCAGGGACUCUCCCAGCCCCAGCGAGGAGCAGCUUGGCCCUCUGCCCAGGGGGAAGAGGCCCAUGACCGGGGGCCGAGGCCAGGGGGAGGGGACAGGGAGUGAGGGGACUGCUUCGGGGGGCUCUAGCCCCCAACGCAACCCCAAACGCAUGUGCCUCUCCUCAGCCAGUAGCCCUGAGGGCCCCCUGCAUAGGAGUGUGUUUGACCCACUAGCCCAGCACAGAGACUGGUGCCCCUGGGUGAAUGUAGGCAAGGAGAACACCCAGCCCACUGGUGGUGUACCCCUGCUGGGCCAAGACGGAGAGCACCAGCAGGGCUGGAAGGCCGCACUCACUCUCCUCCUCCCCAUGAAGAAGCACUUCAGCCCAAACAAGGCAGCCAGUCCCCUACAGGGUCCACAUGACAAGUCUAAAAGAGUGUUUGCUAUCUUCCGUCAGUGGCAGGUAUCUUCCCCAUCUCAGUAAGGUCUUCCUCUCCACCCCAGAGACAGGAUCAUCGUGACAUUCUCCAUUGAUAUUCUUCCCUGUGGUAUGCUGUACUGUACUAGUUGCACUGACAGUGGUUUCAUAUCCGUGUGUUUCUCCCAUCCGUUAAGUCAGGUUUACAAUCAUGGGGGCGGGGGGGGUGAUAUGAAUUGAAGUACAGAUGAGGAUGGUUUUGCCAAUGAACUUUGGAAUGUUGCCCGGCUGCAUGGUUCGAAAGCGAUGACUUCUCCAGACAUUGCCCACCAAUGAAAUUCUGUUCUGAAUGCAGUUUUUUAAAAGUGGGUUGACUUUACACUAAACUUAGAACCCACAGAAUGCAAUGGCACACAGACACUGCCUGGUCUCAGACCUGCGCCUUGCCUCGUUUGUUUUACCUCCUAUGAAGACCACAUGUGCUCUUGUCCUGUCGUGUGUCUAUGGCAUAUAUGAGGGACAAGGACUCUGAAAUCUACCCCGUGAGAAAGAGCCAUCUGGCUUUUACACUGGAAAAAAAGUAAAGUGUAUUAUCUUCAAAGAGUAUACUCUGUCAAGUAGAAGUGUAAACAUUUAUUUACAUUUUUAUCCUAAAAGCUGUGAGGAAGUCAUUUUUUUCAGUGCUGUUUUUUUCCAGAGAGUAUAAAGACGUAGAUAUAGGAUUUCUAAACUUUAGGCGUACUAAAUGUUUUUGCAAUUUUGUUACACAAAUACUUUUAGACACUUUGAAAAAGCUUUUUGGUUGUGUUAGUUUGCAAGUCUGAAGUGCUAAAGGGAGGGAGGGGGAAAUCUUUUAAUUGUAGAUGUUAAACCAGGUAGAACAAAUAAUUUGCCGUAGAAGUCAGAGGAUGUUUGGGGAGAACGUUGAUUUAGUCUUUCAUUCCAUUUGCCUUUGUGGUUUUCUUAGCCAAUGCAGUCCCUUCUACUGUGCAUGUGCUUUUACUCUCCUAAGAGGAUUUAAUAAAAUGUUCCUCUUUCUGCA